UGUUUGAUUGAAAAAUUGCUAAAACGGUAGACUCCAAUUUAACAACCCUUCAAUCCCAUAACAGUAAACCGUCCUUCCUCCCUGGACAAAAACCCUCUACUAGAUAAAGCCUUCAAAUACCCAAGUCUGUACAUAGUCAAUAUUCACGACCAGAUCACCGCAAGGAAAGCUCAACCUUGCGUUAUCCUUGGAUAGCCAACAUAUGCCUUCUAUUGGGAGAUUGGUCUUGAUUUCAAGCUCAAGUGUUUUUUUUUCUAUGGCCAUAAACGUUGAUGAACAAGAAAUAUGAUACAGAUUCUGAUCAUGGCUUUGGCUUAUAAAUUUGUGCAUACUUCGUCCAUGAACAAUUUCUGUUCUUGAUCUAUCAUCCAUUCAUUCAAGAAGUGACACUUUACGCUGUAUAGAUAUUCGCUACCGUCAGUCCAGCCCAAUCUCAAUUUUCAAGCUCUCCCCGCGAACGCCGAGCGGCAUAAAAAGGCGCAUAGCUGAGUUGAGUUGCGAAAAUGGAGGGUGAGUCGAAACCAAGCGACGAGCUAUCUAGAUUCUUCGAUUCCGGCAUUUACCGAUUCCCGAACUCAAAUGCCGUCUUCAUCGACCCAGUUCGCGUGCUCAACCGAUCCUACUCCCGGUUUAAGGUAUCUCCUUCCGCCUACUACUCCCGUUUCUUCGAAUCCAAACACCCCGCUCAAGAAUCCACUCACUCCUCUAAUCCAAAGAAACGAAAACGAAAACCGAAGAAACAAUCUUACUUCCUCAAUGAAAAAGAACAAGCCGCCGAUCAACGCCACCAGGAGGCGAGGCCUUUAUUGUUAAAGGCCCAUGAACUUUUACUUGGAGCGGCUGAUUUUCUAGCGAUUAUGAGCAAAUUAAGGAGCGAUUUUUGUUCUUCGACGGAAUUAUGCGGUGGCGAAGAACAUUCGUUCAUUGAGCUUGGAAGGGUGUGGCAAGCUCCUUUGUAUGAUAUAACUCUCGAUUUUAAACUUAGUCGACUGACAAACCAGAGUGAUAAUAGAGAAAAUCUAAAUGGUGAGCAGAGAGUGCUUCCGAUUUUUAAUAACUUAGUCGUUAAUGACACGCGCGAUGAAAUGGAGGCUGAAUUUCUGAACCGCCAUUAUAUAUUACCCAGAGAGAGUUGCUUCUAUAUGUCCGAUUUGGGGCAGAUUCACAACCUUAUUCCUGCUGAGCCCGAUAGUGGUUUCAAUCUUAUAGUCAUUGAUCCUCCAUGGGAAAACGGAAGUGCUCGUCAGAAAUCAGUCUACCCAACUUUACCACACCGGUAUUUCUUAUCCCUUCCUAUUAAGCAACUUACGCACAGAGAGGGCGCACUUGUGGCCUUAUGGGUGACAAAUAGAGAGAAAUUGCAUAAUGUCGUUGAGAAAGAGCUAUUCCCGGCAUGGGGAGUUAGAUAUUUGUCUACUGUUUACUGGUUCAAGGUGAAAGUAGAUGGCUCAUUGAUCAGUGAUCUUGACCUGUUUCAUCAUCGGCCAUAUGAAUGCCUUCUCCUGGGAUACUGUCAUGGAAAAAUGAUGAAUGAAACAGAUUCAGAAUACCUUUCAGAAUUUAGGUCAGUAAAAGAUAAACAGAUCGUCAUAAGCAUUCCAGGAGGUUACUCAAGGAAGCCCCCAAUUGGAGAAUUACUGUUGGGGCAUGUUCCAGGAGUUAAACCUGCUCGAUGUAUUGAACUAUUUGCUAGAGAAAUGGUAGGUGGUUGGGCAUCCUGGGGCAAUGAACCCCUUCACUUUCAGGAUUCAAGAUAUUUUCGAAGAGAGUGAAUGCAUAACUUAUCCAAUGUAAUGCCAUCUUGUGGGUAUUUACCAGUGGAAAUCUGGAAUUAAGUGUUCUUCUUACUAAGGAACUGCCUUAAACAAACUGCGAAUCUGUUACUCUAGCUGAAAUGCUAAGAUGAAAAGGUUCGGCAGCUGAUGCAGGUGCUUGUUAUAUCAUAUAAGACAAGGCUCCCUAAUUCCCAUGGAUGAUGUCAAUGCCUAUGCCCAAGGGAAUUGGAUUAGGCGUUGCUAGCUCUA
This is a messenger RNA of Theobroma cacao (cacao), 2024 nucleotides long. RefSeq names its product Methyltransferase MT-A70 family protein. The record is from RefSeq and is a predicted model, not a curated record. NCBI's taxonomy places the organism in Eukaryota, Viridiplantae, Streptophyta, Magnoliopsida, Malvales, Malvaceae. Gene Ontology annotation, biological process: methylation. Gene Ontology annotation, molecular function: methyltransferase activity; nucleic acid binding. Gene Ontology annotation, cellular component: nucleus.